Messenger RNA from Debaryomyces fabryi, 969 nucleotides. RefSeq lists its product as uncharacterized. Lineage: Eukaryota; Fungi; Ascomycota; Pichiomycetes; Serinales; Debaryomycetaceae. The record is from RefSeq and is a predicted model, not a curated record. Gene Ontology annotation, molecular function: nucleic acid binding. The transcript has a single exon. The coding region runs from base 1 to 969 and encodes 322 amino acids. Gene Ontology annotation, cellular component: kinetochore.
AUGAUUAAGAGGAAGGCAAACGUCUUUGGUAGCUCUUCUGAUUCUGAUUCUGAUUCUGAAUACCAUAAAUCUGUGAAUACUAAGCGCAAGAAAAUACCACCUAUCUUCGAUGCAAUAAAAAAUAGUGAUAGUCAUAAACAUGGGUGUGAAACUGAACAGGAUGGAGAAGAGGAUUAUAUGAAGUAUUCAGCGAAGAAUGAUGGGAAAGACGGUGAUGAUGAACCUAACCCGAGAAGGUUUGAAGGAAUGAAAUAUGAUGAAGUUCAACAGUUCAAACGGGAAGAAGCUUUAAAGCAGUCAUUAUUCACUGAUAAAUUUGCAAAAAAGUCGAUUGGUCUCAGUAUCAUGGAAAAGAUGGGAUUCAAGGUUGGAGACUCGUUGGGUAGUAGUAAAAUGGAUAAGAGGGUAUUGACAAAACCUAUAGAUGUACAGAUCAAAACAAAUAGGUUAGGAGUAGGAGCAUCCAAUAAAAAUAAUCAAUUGGAACCGCAAGCCAAAGUAGAUGUCCUGGAGUAUAGAGAGCGUAUUCAAAAAUCAAAAGAAAAUAGUAAGAUUGGAUUAAUAACGAAUAAGGCCAUGAAGCUUUGCUUCGAAUUGAGCGGGGAUUCUGAAGAGUAUUACAACGAUAAAGAAAUUUUCAAACCUCAAGAAGUCAACAUACUCUGGAGGCCCUAUGUAAUAGAUAUGAUAGAAAAGGAUCUGGCUAAGAUGUUUAAACAAAAAGUUAUAAGAAUAGAUGAAGAUAAAGAGUCUGUAUCCGGACAACCGGCAACUUCGAAUAAAGAAGAAACUGAUAAAGAAUAUGAGCUAUAUCUACUUUCUGAACCCUUGGAUAAACUAGAGAAACUAUUAAACUAUAUGAGGGAUAAUUAUAAUUAUUGUUUUUACUGUGGGUUCACAUAUAAGAAUCAGGGAGACUUAAUUGAAAAUUGUCCAGGUGUGUACGAAGAAGAUCAUUUAGAUCUAUAA